AGAUUUGUAGUAGGUAGAUGGCAGUUUGAGCGCUCCUACGAAGUCACGUGUGUUUAUAGUUGUAAUGAUUUUUAUUAAAAAACUUUUAAAUUAUUUAUUUUAAUAAGAUAAUAUUUAAUAGAUAAGUUAAAGAAAAAUAUGAAGAAAAUUUGUAUUGUUUGUGAUAAGGAUGGAGCUGUCUAUAAAUGUCCUACGUGCAGAGAUUCAUACUGUUCUGUCGUUUGUUGCAAAGAGCACAAAAAAAUUGGCUGCAUCCUACCAGAACCACAAUCGAUUGAUGCUAAUUUAAACAUAGAUGAAAAUGGAAAAUAUGAUUUUCUAACAGAGGACACGGUACCGUUGGAAAAAUUAAUGAAAUUGCGUGAGAGUAAAGAAGUUAAAGACUGUUUAAAAAAUCCACACGUGCGUACUAUUGUAAAUGCGAUUUUAAAGGAUUCUAAUCCAACGAAAGCUAUAGCCUUAGCUAUGACAGAACCAAUAUUCGUAGAGCUUGCGGAUGCAUGUUUAAAAGUGGUAGAAAUAAAAGAGAAUAAAUGACCAAUAUAAUUGAAUAUUGUGCGCACAUACGAGCCAUUUGGAAUAUGAAAACAUUUUUGUACACAUAUUAUAGUUAUUAGAAAAUUUUAAUACUGUUAUUUUUUUUUUGUUUUUUUUUGUUUUAUAUAAAAACAUAGGAAACGUAGCAGCAGCAGUUUAGCAAGGUCAUUGUUAGAUAAUAAUUAUUUAAUGAUUAAGUAAUUAGAUAGAUAAAGUGGUGACAUUUAUGAAAGCUACAAUCCUUAAAAAUAUACGUAAUUGAUCCGUUAUAAAGUAAACAGAUAUUAACAAGUACUUUUUAUAGGGAUAUGUCUUGCAUUGAAAUAAAUAAUUCAAUUUCACAUGGUAAAUAUAUAUCUGUGCAGACAUAUCCGAAAGAAUUGAAAGAUAAAGAAGUAGUAAAAGAUGUAAAUGUUAAGCGAAUAGACUUUCCAAAAAAAAAAAAAAGAAAUGAAAAGAAAAAAAAGGAAGGUUAAAUUACAAUUACAAUUCUAUAUGUUGAGAGUAAAAAUUAGAAACGUAACUCUCGAGAUUUUGUGGUAAUUGCGUUCCAUCUAUUUCCAUUUCUAACGCGUAAUAUCUCUUUCUAACGUGAUGAGCUACCAUUUUUGGUUGUCUGUCUCUUGUAAAAAUACCUUUUUUAUUUCCACCUACUCUGUAAUAAGCUAGAAACAUAUAAAAUAUUUUUGUAUUUAUAUAAACAAUUUGUAAUAAUAUUUUCAAAGUUUUACAUUUUUGAAACAUUGAUUAAAAUAAAAAAUCUUACUUUGAGCUGUUCGAAA
Vespa velutina is the source of this 1319-nucleotide messenger RNA. Its product is annotated as zinc finger HIT domain-containing protein 3. The transcript has 2 exons. NCBI's taxonomy places the organism in Eukaryota, Metazoa, Arthropoda, Insecta, Hymenoptera, Vespidae. Bases 139 to 537 code for a protein of 132 amino acids. Gene Ontology annotation, molecular function: protein binding. The record is from RefSeq and is a predicted model, not a curated record.